Molecule: messenger RNA, 2049 nt
Organism: Trichoplusia ni (cabbage looper)
Lineage: Eukaryota; Metazoa; Arthropoda; Insecta; Lepidoptera; Noctuidae
Product: cytochrome P450 6B2-like
Exons: 2
Coding region: 218-1783 (521 amino acids)
Molecular function (GO): oxidoreductase activity, acting on paired donors, with incorporation or reduction of molecular oxygen; monooxygenase activity; iron ion binding
Source: RefSeq, a predicted model, not a curated record
AUAAUUAAUUGUACAGCAACUAUCGCCAAGUGAAUAACAAAAAAACUAUUACAGCCCUAAAAUUUGAUGAUAAACUUUGUAAUAAUCAUAUCACCAAUGAGAAUUUGAUGAAAAAUUAUCAGUAACAGCCAACGUAUGUAAACAAACGAAGAUUAGGUUGUGUAUAAAUACUGUAACAUAACUUCGAUACAGUUAGUUAUCUUGGAACUGUCAAAAGAUGAUCGCGACACUUCUACCAAUCACGCUAUUUUUAAUAGCGUAUUCUGUGUAUCUCUUUACCAGAAGAAAGUUUUCAUAUUGGGAGAAGAAAAAUAUUCCGCAUCUACCACCAACAACGAUCUUUGGUAACUAUUCAAACUUUAUGUUACUAAAACAAAACAUGGGGGACAAUACUCUGGAGCUGUGUGAAACAUUCCCUGACGCACCGCUCAUCGGCGCUUACUAUGGAACAGAACCCUCUCUCAUCGUCCAGGACCCGGAGCUGAUCAAACUGGUCACCACAAAGGACUUCUACUACUUCAGUGGCCGUGAAAUCUCAAACUAUGUCCACAAGGAAAUGUUCACACGUAACCUUUUCUUUAAUUACGGCGACAAGUGGAAGGCCCUACGUCAAAAUUUAUCACCUAUUUUUUCUUCCUCCAAAAUGAAGAACAUGUUCCCCUUAAUCAAUAAGUGUUCCUUUGUAUUUGAGGACAUGUUAGACCGGGAAAUUGGAAAUUCAAGCGUCCUCGAUGUGAGAACAAUACUGGCGCGGUACACAAUGGAUUGCAUCUGCUCUUGUGCAUUUGGCGUGGAAACGCAAACCAUGGAAAAACCAGAGAACAACGUUUUUAAGAGAAUGGGCGAUCUAACGAUGUUUUCAACAGUGUUACCGGCUCUAAAAAACAUCGCCAGAAGUAUGUGGCCAUCAAUCUUCUACGGUUUGGGAUUUAGGACAAUUUCGACAGAUGUCGAUGAUUUCUUUAAUAAAUUGUUAACCGAUAUAUUUGAAAAUCGAAAUUAUCAACCAACAUCUCGAAAUGACUUCAUUGAUUACAUGCUGAACCUACAGAAAAACAAUCUGGCUGGUGAUGGUAUUAUGAAUUUAAAAUCAGUGGCAGGAUCAAAAAUGACUUUGGAGAUCGACGAAAAGUUUUUGAUAGCACAAUGUGUUCUGUUUUUCGUCGCCGGUUUUGAAACGUCAUCGACUGCAUUGUCGUUUACAUUGUUUGAAUUGGCAAAGAACCCUGAAAAGCAAGAUAAGGCUAUCGAAGAAGUGGAUGCAUACUUGCGUCGUCAUGAGAAUAAACUUAAAUACGAGUGCGUCGCCGAGAUGUCAUACUUGGAAGCGUGUGUAGAUGAGGCGCUGCGUCUGUAUCCAGUAACGGGCGUGUUGCUGCGAGAGACCUCAGUUGACUACGUGUUCCCCAAUGGCCUCAAAAUUGAGAAGGGUCUCCGAGUGCACCUACCACUGUACAAGUUACAUUACAACCCAGAUUACUUCCCGGACCCGAAGGAGUACCGACCGGAGAGGUUCUACGGCGAGGAGAAGCGCAACAUCAAGCCCUACACGUACAUGCCAUUCGGUGAAGGUCCGAGGAUCUGUUUAGGAAUGAGAUUCGCUAGAAUGCAGAUGACGGCUGGACUCAUAACCCUUUUAAAGAAAUAUAGAGUGGAGCUAGCGCCAGGAAUGAAGACGGAUCUAGAGUUUGAGCCUAAAUCGAUCGUCACCAAGCCGACCGAGGAUAUCAGACUGAAAUUAAUUGAACGAGAAGGAUGGCAAACCAGAAUCCUUGCAAAGUGAUAGCUAAAAACUGUUAUGGCAAUAUCAACGGAUUUUUUUUUAUACCCUGCUAUAUCGUUAUUCAGGGUAUUAAAAAAUAUUAUCGUUCCUCCAAUAUACAAAAUCUGAGUCCGUUUUGUAAGAUAAAAUUCAAAAUAAUAAAUUACUCAUACAAAUUAUACCUUAGGUUUGGAUAGAGGUACAGGUUUUGGAUAUUGUUUUUGGUGUAUUAAUUAUGUUUGGUUUAAUAUAUAUUUUCUAUCUGAAUAAAAAAUAUUGUAAUAAAA